GCACGCCAGCAGCCGCCACCUCCACCUCCACCAGAGCUCUGCUGUACUCCAGCCUCUCUCUCCCUCCCUCCCUCUCUCUCUCUCCUGCUCUCUCUCUCUCUCCCUCUGCUUCCUCUCAGCACACCUCUCUAUCUUCUCCAGCUGUACCAUCACCUUGUCUUCUUCAAUUUCAUUUCUUGGCGCCCCCCUAAAAAAAGAAAAGAAAAGAGAGAAUGGAUUUAUCUCUUUUUUUAUCGCAGACUUCCAACUCACCAGCCCUGGUCUCUUAGAGAGAGAUUCUUUUUUUUAUAUAGUCGUCCUUUUCUUAAUUUUUUUUAUUCACAAAUCUUUUUCAUCUCAUGGAAAGACUUGCUCCUUGUGGUCCGAGUGAGACGUGAUGCUUCAGGAUUUAAGUACGAGUGUCCUGUUCCCGCCGUGUCUGCAGCACCGAAGUUUUGCUCAAGUUCCCGACAAUGACGAGCAGUUCGUUCCAGACUUCCAGACUGAAAACUUGGCGUUCCACGGACUGCAGCUGAAGAUUAAGAGAGAGCUGCACAGCCCGUGUUCCGAGCUGAGCUCCAACUGUUCCCAAGAGCGGCCCUUCAAACUCCAGUAUGGAGAGAAGUGCCCGUACAACGUCAGUGCCUAUGAGCAGAAGCAGCCUGCAGGAAUGAAGCCCUCCAGCCCCGUGACGCCCCCCUGUAGCACCCCUGUGUCCCCCCUCCACCAUGCCUCCCCCACGGCCCCCCCGACGCCCAAACCAGACAGGACCUACGCUCACAUCCCGUCCUCCCAGCCGCUCGCUGACAACACCUACUCCAUGGACCACAGAUUCCGACGGCAGCUCUCGGAGCCGUGCCACUCGUUCCCCUCCCCGCCCACGAUGGCCCGGGACAGCCGGCCCAUCUACCACCGGCAGAUGUCGGAGCCCAACAUCCCCUUCCCUCCUCAGGGCUUCAAGCAGGAGUACCCCGACCCGCUCUUCGAACACCCGGCCAUGGUGGGCGCGCCGCUGCCCCACACGUACCCCACCACCAUGAUGAUCAAGCAGGAGCCCCGGGACUUCACCUACGACUCAGCUGAAGUGCCGAGCUGCCAUUCUGUGUACUUACGGCAAGACGGCUAUCUGGCUCACACCACCAGGACUGAAGGGUGCAUGUUUGAGAAGGUGGCGAGGCAUUUCUACGAUGACACCUGCGUCGUGCCAGAAAAGGCCGAAGGCGACAUCAAGCAGGAGGCCGGCCUGUACCGCGAGGGCCCGUCCUACCAGCGCAGAGGCUCGCUGCAGCUCUGGCAGUUCCUGGUCGCUCUGCUGGACGACCCGUCCAACUCGCACUUCAUCGCCUGGACCGGCCGCGGCAUGGAGUUCAAGCUCAUCGAGCCGGAGGAGGUGGCACGUCGGUGGGGGAUUCAGAAGAAUCGACCGGCGAUGAAUUACGACAAGCUCAGCCGAUCGUUGCGCUACUACUACGAGAAGGGGAUCAUGCAGAAGGUGGCCGGUGAGAGAUACGUCUACAAGUUCGUGUGCGACCCCGAGGCCUUGUUCUCGAUGGCGUUCCCCGACAACCAGCGUCCGGUGCUGAAGACGGACAUGGAGCGGCAGAUCAACGAGGAGGACACCGUGCCGCUGUCGCACUUUGACGAGAACAUGGCCUACGUGCAGGAGGCGCCCUACUGCCAACCACACCCCUACAGCGAGGGCUACGUUUAUUAACGCCAACCCCCCCUCUCUCCACCUCCUCCUCCUCCUCCUCCUCCUCCUCACACACUCAUGCCUUCAAACACACACCUCCAUUCUCCAUCUCUUCUUCCAUCCUCCGUCACUCCAGAGACUGUCGUGUCCUCUAAUUCACAGUCGGUGCAGGAAUAAGACUGAACACACACAUGCAUCGGAGCUCUCUCUCUCUCUCUCUCUCUCUCUCUCUCUCUCUCUCAUAAACACACCCGUCCCCUGGUUCUUUUUGCUCUUGUCUUUCUGACGUCCACAGCAGGAUGGAGAGUGCACUUUAUGGACAGGAGGAGCGAUGCUAGCUAUGAGCUGUGUGGUGGUUUAUGUUUGUACAUUAACGUGGGAAUCGUUCUGUUUGUUUCUUCUGUUUUUUUAUUAUUCUGAUAUUUACUUUGUUGGGAGCAUGUGGCUGCGUGUUGGGACGCGACCCAACGACCCCAGACGAAGCGUCCUCCUCCUCACUCGAGCAGCAAACUGCAGGACGAGCGUUUUCCUUCGACCUUUCCUCCGUCAUCCUGGCGACGUUUUGUGUAACGAUACUUUUGUGGUGAAGUGACACAACUUCAGACUUGACAGAGAAAGGAAAGAGACGUUCAGCUACCCCCCAGUGGGAACUGCGAUGCCGCCAUUUUGAACAGCGACCUCUGGCCCCCUUCGUCCAAUCAGACUGUAGAUCUCAUGUAGGGGUUCCUGCUGUGAGGACACAAACCCCCCCGGAGACGAGACGGGGGGGGGGGCAUCGCAGCCGGUGUUUAGGA
Messenger RNA from Platichthys flesus (European flounder), 2466 nucleotides. It is a transcript of the gene etv1, whose product is annotated as ETS variant transcription factor 1. The coding region runs from base 377 to 1693 and encodes 438 amino acids. The transcript is spliced from 10 exons. NCBI's taxonomy places the organism in Eukaryota, Metazoa, Chordata, Actinopteri, Pleuronectiformes, Pleuronectidae. The record is from RefSeq and is a predicted model, not a curated record. Gene Ontology annotation, biological process: cell differentiation; regulation of transcription by RNA polymerase II. Gene Ontology annotation, cellular component: nucleus. Gene Ontology annotation, molecular function: DNA-binding transcription factor activity, RNA polymerase II-specific; sequence-specific DNA binding.